AUGUUACUCCCUAAAGGUGGUGUUAAUUGGAAGUCGGCUCGGUCAAGGUUACCGCCAUGGCGAGCUGUCCUUAUCUUGUUAACCCGCACCCGGUUCCUGGUAUCGAUUGCCGUUGUCGGGUUGGUGGUCCUGCUCUGGCGUGGUAUUAGCAGUUCUGCUGCAGAGAUGCAAAGCUUCUACUGCUAUGGACCCUCAAAAUCACCCAUGCACAUGACAAUCAACGAGAUGAACGAGUGGAACGCCCAUUUACAGACCCCUGUCAACUUUAACCAUCAUGAACCAUACGACGUCAAUUCGACGUCAGUAUCUUUUAUUAACCUCAACCCCAUCAAGACCACACCAAACGCUGCCGCCAACGGAGAACGUGUACUGAUUCUUACGCCGCUGCGCGAUGCCGCCCCUUAUCUCCCGAAAUACUUCGACCUUCUUUCUAUAUUGACCUACCCUCACGACCUGAUCGAUCUUGCUUUCCUCGUUGGUGACUCGACGGAUGACACUCUUGGAGUGCUCAGCUCAGAACUUAACCUUAUCCAGAGCCAGGUGGAACAAAAGGUCGCCUUUCGUAGCGCUACGAUAAUUCAGAAGGACUUUGGCUCCGACAUUGAAAUGAAUGUCGCGGAAAAGCACUCCUUUGAAGCCCAAGGACCUCGUCGAAAGUCGAUUGCGCGAGCUCGAAACUUUCUUCUUUACUCCGCUUUGAAGCCUGAUCACUCUUGGGUGUAUUGGAGAGAUGUCGACAUUGUUGACAGUCCGGAGAAGAUUCUGGAGGACUUUAUGGCUCACGACAAGGACAUCCUCGUUCCAAAUAUCUGGUUCCAUCGGUAUGAGAACGGACAUGACAUCGAGGGCAAAUUCGACUACAACUCGUGGAUCGAGUCUGACAAAGGUCGUCGGCUGGCAGAAUCCCUUCCCAAAGACACAAUCUUGGCCGAAGGUUACAAACAAUACGACACUGGCCGUACAUAUCUAGUGAAAUUGGGUGACUGGCGAAACAACAAAGACGAAGAGGUUGAGCUUGACGGAGUAGGUGGAGUGAACAUUCUAGUGAAAGCUGAUGUCCACCGAGCUGGUAUCAACUUCCCGGCUUAUUCCUUUGAAAACCAAGCCGAAACCGAAGGUUUCGCCAAGAUGGCCAAACGGGCUGGCUAUCAAGUUGUCGGUCUCCCUAACUACAUCGUCUGGCACAUUGAUACCGAAGAAAAGCCCGGAAAUCUCGGCGGACGCAAAGCAUAUUAA
This is a messenger RNA of Talaromyces marneffei, 1236 nucleotides long. RefSeq lists its product as uncharacterized. Gene Ontology annotation, cellular component: mannan polymerase complex. The transcript is spliced from 5 exons. Gene Ontology annotation, molecular function: alpha-1,6-mannosyltransferase activity. Gene Ontology annotation, biological process: cell wall mannoprotein biosynthetic process; protein N-linked glycosylation. The coding region runs from base 1 to 1236 and encodes 411 amino acids. The record is from RefSeq and is a predicted model, not a curated record. Lineage: Eukaryota; Fungi; Ascomycota; Eurotiomycetes; Eurotiales; Trichocomaceae.